Andrographis paniculata is the source of this 438-nucleotide messenger RNA. RefSeq lists its product as uncharacterized. The record is from RefSeq and is a predicted model, not a curated record. Lineage: Eukaryota; Viridiplantae; Streptophyta; Magnoliopsida; Lamiales; Acanthaceae. The transcript has a single exon. The coding region runs from base 1 to 438 and encodes 145 amino acids.
AUGUCUCAGCUUUCGUCGAUUAUCUUAGAGAUCGGAACAACAACUGACAGUUUUUUAACCCUCUGGGACUACCCAAUCCUCCCGAAACACUACUUCAUUCUGUGGCUUGCGGCUUCGGGUAAAAUUAAGACGAAGGACAGACUUGAGUUUCUAGAGAUUGAUCACACCUGUGUCCUCUACAAAACUCAAUCAGAAAGCAUCCAGCACCUCUUCUUUGCAUGCCCAUUCUCGUCGCAAAUCUGGGCUACAAUUUGUUCGUGGAUGCAGGCCCCAAUCACCAUGUGCUGCCUUGAGUCGGCUGCGAGUUGGAUCAGCUCCAACACCUCUCAGGAUCCCUCUCUCAGAUUUCUUCACCGUCUCGGCUUUGCAUCAACAGUAUACUACAUUUGGACUGCCCGUAACAAAGGGGCUCUUGAAAAUUUCUCGUUGGAUCGCUAG